Molecule: messenger RNA, 3772 nt
Organism: Ochotona princeps (American pika)
Lineage: Eukaryota; Metazoa; Chordata; Mammalia; Lagomorpha; Ochotonidae
Gene: WDR11
Product: WD repeat domain 11
Exons: 29
Coding region: 71-3733 (1220 amino acids)
Cellular component (GO): cytoplasm
Molecular function (GO): protein binding
Source: RefSeq, a predicted model, not a curated record
GGAACGGAAGCGCAGCGUGCGCCGCUUCCUGUGUUGCUGGCGGCCUGAAGGGGUGGGCGUCGGCGCUGUGAUGUUGCCCUACACCGUAAACUUCAAGGUGUCUGCGCGCACCAUCACGGGGGCUCUCAGCGCCCACAACAGGACGGCGGUGGACUGGGGCUGGCAAGGCCUCAUUGCCUAUGGAUGUCACUCCCUCGUGCUAGUCAUUGAUGCCACUACAGCCCAGACUCUUCAAGUUUUAGAAAAGCAUAAAGCUGAUGUUGUCAAGGUUAAAUGGGCCCGGGAGAACUAUCACCACAGCCUUGGCUCCCCCUAUUGCCUGCGCCUGGCUUCUGCUGACACCACGGGGAAGAUGAUCGUGUGGGACGUGGCGGCGGGCAUAGUGCAGUGUGAGAUCCAGGAGCACGCCAAGCCUGUUCAGGAUGUGCAGUGGUUGUGGAGUCAGGACGCUUCCCGGGACUUGCUGCUCGCCGUCCACCCGCCCAACUACAUCGUGCUCUGGAAUGCGGACACCGGCACCAAACUCUGGAAGAAGAGCUAUGCUGACAACAUCCUUUCUUUCUCGUUUGACCCUUUUGAUCCUUCACAUUUGACUUUGCUCACCAGCGAGGGUAUCGUGUUCAUCUCCGACUUCUCUCCGUCCAAGCCUCCCUCGGGCCCCGGGAAGAAGGUCUACAUCUCCAGCCCGCACUCCAGCCCGGCGCACAGCAAGCUGGCGGCAGCCACGGGCGCCAGGAAGGCUCUGAACAAAGUGAAAAUUUUGAUCACUCAGGAAAAACCUAGUGCGGAAUUCGUCGCUCUCAAUGAUUGCCUUCAACUGGCGUAUCUGCCUUCGAAAAGGAACCACAUGUUGUUACUGUAUCCUCGAGAGAUCUUAAUCCUGGACCUGGAGGUGAAUCAGACAGUGGGUGUGAUUGCAAUAGAGCGAACAGGAGUUCCGUUUCUGCAGGUAAUACCCUGCUUUCAGCGUGAUGGUUUAUUUUGCUUGCAUGAAAAUGGUUGUAUAACUCUACGUGUUCGGAGAUCUUACAAUAGCAUUUUCACCUCUUCAAAUGAGGAACCAGACCCAGAUCCUGUUCAGGAGCUCACCUACGACUUACGAAGCCAGUGUGACGCCAUCAGGGUGACAAAGACUGUGCGUCCCUUCAGCAUGGUGUGCUGCCCUGUCAAUGAGAAUGCCGCAGCCCUGGUCGUGAGUGACGGCAGGAUCAUGAUAUGGGAGCUCAAGGCAGCGGCUUGUAGUAGAAACUCACGGGGCAGUAGCUCCGGUGCAUCCCCUUUGUAUUCACCAGUGUCUUUCUGUGGAAUCCCUGUAGGAGCGCUACAGAGCAAACUCCCAGACCUGUCCUUAGAUAACAUGAUUGGGCAAAGUGCAAUUGCUGGGGAAGAACAUCCCAAAGGCUCCGUGCUGCAGGAGGUGCACCUCAAAUUCCUGCUAACAGGGCUGCUUUCGGGGCUGCCCUCCCCGCAGUUCGCUAUCCGGAUGUGCCCGCCACUGACCACCAAAAACAUCAAGAUGUAUCAGCCGCUGCUUGCCGUGGGUACGAGUAGCGGGUCCGUGCUGGUGUACCACCUGACCAGUGGGCUGCUGCACAGGGAGCUGAGCGUGCACUCCUGUGAAGUCAAGGGUAUUGAAUGGACAAGUUUGACUGGUUUUCUCUCUUUUGCUACCUCAACACCAAACAACGUGGGGUUAGUGAGGAAUGAAGUUCAACUGGUUGACCUCCCAACAGGCAGGAGCAUUGCCUUCCGUGGUGACCGAGGCAACGAUGAGUCUCCCAUGGAAAUGAUCAAGGUGUCACAUUUGAAGCAGUAUUUGGCGAUUGUAUUCAAAGAUAAGCCGCUGGAGUUAUGGGAUGUUAGGACUUGCACCCUUCUUAGAGAAAUGUCCAAAAAUUUCCCUUCAAUAACUGCUUUGGAGUGGUCACCAUCCCACAACUUGAAGAGCCUGAAGAAGAAACAGCUUGCCACCCGGGAGGCCAUGGCCCGCCAGACCGUGGUCUCUGACGCAGAGCUGAGCGUCGUGGAGUCAUCCGUGAUCAGCUUGUUGCAGGAGGCAGAGAGUAAAUCUGAACUGACUCAGAACAUCUCUGCCCGGGAACACUUUGUGUUUACCGACAAUGAUGGCCAAGUUUAUCAUCUCACUGUUGAAGGAAACUCUGUCAAAGAUAGUGCUCGUAUUCCACCGGACGGAAGUAUGGGAAGCAUCACCUGCAUUGCCUGGAAAGGCGACACGCUGGUUCUGGGAGACAUGGAUGGAAAUUUAAACUUCUGGGACUUGAAGGGCAGAGUCUCCAGAGGGAUACCUACACAUCGAAGCUGGGUGAGGAAGAUUCGUUUUGCUCCUGGCAAAGGAAACCAGAAGUUAAUAGCAAUGUACAACGACGGUGCUGAAGUGUGGGAUACUAAAGAGGUCCAGAUGGUGAGCAGUUUAAGAAGCGGAAGAAACGUGACCUUCAGGAUAUUGGAUGUGGACUGGUGCACGUCAGACAAGGUGAUUCUGGCGUCGGAUGACGGGUGCAUCCGAGUCCUGGAGAUGUCCAUGAAGUCCACGUGCUCCAGGGUGGAUCAGCAGGAGCUCACGGAGCCUGUGUGGUGUCCACACCUGCUCGCCCCCAGGGCCUCCCUUGCCCUGAAAGCCUUCCUGCUACACCAGCCUUGGAAUGGACAAUAUUCCUUGGACAUUUCUCACGUUGAUUACCCGGAAAAUGAAGAAAUAAAGACUCUUCUUCAAGAGCAAUUGAAUUCAUUGUCUAAUGACAUAAAGAAACUCCUGCUUGACCCGGAAUUUACCCUGCUGCAGAGGUGCCUGCUCGUGUCGAGGCUGUAUGGGGAUGAGUCAGAGCUGCACUUCUGGACGGUGGCUGCCCACUACCUGCACAGCCUGGGCCACGACAAGCCUGCGAGCAUGGCAGCCACAAAGGAUGCCACUCCUCCGGACAAGCUGAACAACCCUCUAGAUAUAUGUUACGACAUACUCUGUGAAAACACCUAUUUUCAGAAAUUUCAGCUGGAAAGGGUUAAUCUGCAGGAAGUGAAAAGGUCGACUUACGAUCACACACGGAAAUGCACAGACCAGCUGCUGCUCCUGGGUCAAACAGACAGAGCCGUGCAGCUGCUGCUGGAGACCAGUGCCGACAACCAGCACUAUUACUGCGACUCCCUGAAGGCCUGCUUGGUCACCACCGUCACCUCGUCGGGCCCCUCUCAGAGCACCAUCAAGCUGGUGGCAACUAACAUGAUUGCCAAUGGCAAGCUGGCAGAGGGUGUUCAGUUGCUCUGCCUGAUAGACAAGGCUGCGGAUGCCUGCCGCUACCUGCAGACGUAUGGCGAGUGGAACCGCGCAGCGUGGCUCGCAAAAGUCCGCCUGAGUUCUGAAGAGUGUGCUGAUGUCCUCAAGCGCUGGGUGGACCACCUGAGCUCCCCGCAAGUCAACCAGAAGUCCAAGGCCCUGCUGGUCCUGCUCUCCCUGGGCUGCUUCUCCAGCGUGGCGGAGACUCUUCACAGCAUGAGGUACUUCGACAGAGCAGCCCUGUUUGUGCAAGCUUGUCAGGAGUAUGGCGCCUUGGAAGUCAGCGAGGACACGAAGAAGCUCAGCGCCGCCGUCUACGCGGAUUAUGCCCGAAGUUUGAAGAACCUUGGUUUCCAGCAGGGAGCAGUUCUCUUUGCAUCUAAAGCUGGAGCAGCUGGCAGAGAGCUGCUGAAUGAGCUGGAGCGCUCUGCACAGGAGUGAGUCGGCGGUCGGAGGCAGGCUGGGAGUGCACGCAGGUGU